AUGUUUUCCGCGCGUAGACUUGGAUCACUGAUCGCCACUAGUGCCAGGCAGAAGCAUACCCUACCAGAGCUACCCUAUGAGUACAAUGCCUUGGAGCCGGUGAUUAGCCGCGAGAUUAUGACGCUUCAUCACACUAAGCAUCAUGCUACAUACGUAAACAACUUGAAUGCAGCUGAAGAAAUGCUGAAGCAGGCUCAGUCAAAAGGUGAUGUGACUGCAGUCAUCAAUCUCGCCCCAGCUCUCAGGUUCAACGGCGGUGGUCACAUCAACCACGCCAUCUUUUGGCAGACCCUGUCGCCUGGAAGCACCAAAGCUUCCGACCAACUCUGCAAAGCCAUUGAGACAGAUUUUGGCUCAUGGGAUAACAUGAAAAAUCAACUGGCAGCUGCUUCCGUGGCUAUCCAGGGGUCUGGAUGGGGUUGGCUUGGAUACAACAAACAAAUGAAGAGAACACAAAUUGCCACAUGUCUGAAUCAGGAUCCUCUGCAAGCCACCACUGGUCUCAUUCCGCUGUUCGGCAUUGACGUCUGGGAACACGCUUACUAUCUUCAGUACAAGAAUGUACGAGCUGAUUACGUCAAAGCCAUCUUCGACAUCGCCAACUGGGAAGAUAUUUCUCAAAGAUAUGCGAAGGCCGUUGGAAAUUAA
This is a messenger RNA of Arctia plantaginis, 648 nucleotides long. NCBI's taxonomy places the organism in Eukaryota, Metazoa, Arthropoda, Insecta, Lepidoptera, Erebidae. The record is from the annotation of a GenBank genome assembly.